Scylla paramamosain (green mud crab) is the source of this 4145-nucleotide messenger RNA. RefSeq lists its product as uncharacterized. Gene Ontology annotation, molecular function: G protein-coupled receptor activity. Gene Ontology annotation, biological process: adenylate cyclase-activating G protein-coupled receptor signaling pathway; cell surface receptor signaling pathway. Gene Ontology annotation, cellular component: plasma membrane. NCBI's taxonomy places the organism in Eukaryota, Metazoa, Arthropoda, Malacostraca, Decapoda, Portunidae. The record is from RefSeq and is a predicted model, not a curated record.
UGGCUGAGCUUCGGGUGGAGGUGGACGGGGGCGGCGCAGAGGUGGAGGCGAGGGAUGGCUGGGUGAAAGUAAAGGAGGAGGAUUUUCAUCUCAUCUCCCUCACCUGCACUGCCCCACCUGGCCCCUGAUGAUGACCCCGACCUCCCCGCAGCCUCAGGUGUUCUGGAGCAAGGAUGGUGUGUACCUUCCCCUGCACUUCCCCACCCUCCUCCCUGCCACCGUGCACGAUCCCACCAAGUCACACGUGGGCGCCGCCAACGCCUCGCAGCUCCUCCUGCAGGGGGCCUACUGGUGCGAGGCAUGGCAGCCCCGCUCGCCCGCCCGCCACGUCAGUAACAAAGUGCUGCUCACACUGGAUGGACACGAGGUGCUGCUUGCUGCACUUCAAGGAGCGGUGGUCCUGGCAAGCCCCGCCGCCCACCACACACUCCGUGGAGGGCACGGUGCGCCGCGCCCUCUCCGCCUCGCUAUUCAUCUUCCCUCGUCCAGCGCCGCCUUCGGGAUUGUGCUGGCCAUGGUGCGGGGCGGGCGGGGACUCGAAGACUUGCUGGAGCGGGACAGGUUUGCUGAGCCCCGCGGCGGCCCUUCCCCGACGCGCUGCAGGAGAUGGACAGAGGAGCCUUCCGGGAUCGCGUGGCCGUUCUCGGAGCAACCCACGGUGCCGCGCUCCCACUUCGAUCCCCAUGAGUGCCAGCGUUUCGAUUUCUGCCCGCGAGGCUACACCGGACUCGCCGGCGCUUUUUGCGUCUCGCUGACCCCCGCCAGCACGUGGGGCGAGGGUUUCCAUGUAGCGUACAAUAGCAGAAAUGCCAUGAGUGUCCUGGACAUGGCGCGCCUGCACCAAGCUGAGGCGAGCGUGCCGUCCCUAUACCAGGAGGUGCGGCAGUGGUUGGCGCAGCGGGGAGGUGGCGGCCGAUUAUGGCUACCUUUUAAGAGACUGGCGCCUUUCGGUCCCAUGACGUUCUUGGGUCCCGGCGCGUCAGAGUAUACCAUCGCGCACCACGCAGGGUCGCCCCGCUUCAACGUGUCGUGGGCGGCAGGGCAAGCCUUAGUGAGCGGGUACCCGGGGGGUCGGGGGACCUGCUUCCAUGUGCUCCGCAGAGAGCCGGGGCUCGGGUGGCACGAGGCGGCAGCACUGUGUGCGGAGGGGAACGCGUACCUCCCUGACCCCAGCGACGGCUUCCUGGAUUGGCCUCUGAGGCAGUACUUGUACAGCCACAACAUUACCUGUUCGAAAAGGCGGGGCACCGUCCUAGUGAAGGUGCAGCCCCCAGACGCCCCUAUUGUUGGCGACCCGCGGUGCCACGUGAAUGGCCGCGAGGUGCCGCUCGUAUACAAGCGUUACGAAGACCUAGAAACCUUCACGGCUGUGGACAGCGACACUCAAGGCUAUUACAAGUGUUCGGUUACAGCCCGGCCCCUGCACGACGCCACUUUCUAUCCCGAGAGUCAGUUAUACAGUGAUCCUUGCGUGGCUGACUUCCUGGAGCAGGUGCGGGGAGGCCUCGCCCAAGCUCACGUGCACGUCACGACGGACAACUUCUACCUUUUUCCCGAGGCUCAGGAAGCACCACUGGCUGUUACCAGGAGACGCAGCGGGAGCAGGGCCCCCACCAAUGCGACCCUCACGUGGCCGGCGACGCAAGGAGCCACGGUGGUACUGCCCGCCGAGCUGUGCGUCACGGAAGAGGGUAAUCCCGUCACUCGCGAGUGUGUGGGGGAUUUCAUCCGCGGGUAUCACUGGGGCGACAGGUCUGGGGAAUGCACCGACCGCCCCCUCAACGUGACUCGCAAGUUGUGGGAAAUCAACCAAGACACUCAGCCUUCUGACCCCGCCGACCUCGCGGCGCUCACUGCCCAAGGUGACUCCCUCACGUCCGCUGACGUGCAUUUCGUCGCCAAGAAAAUGCAUUCUCUGUCCCACACGUCCCCCAGUGGGGCGUGGGGAUCUCGACCACAUCGUAGAAACAUUGAACAAACGUGAUGGAGGCGGACGACAACGUGUUCGGGGGACGUGCAAAGAGUCCUCAACACGUCCAGUAUUUUGGUGGAAUCCCUGGAAAACAUCAGUCUGAGUGUGAAGCUGCCCCGCCGCCUCGGCGACCAGCCGCUGCGGAGCGACAAGAGGCUGGUGUCCGUGGAAAGGCUCGAUCUGGUGCCCGAGUCACCCGUCAUCGGAUACCAGGCUUAUGCCAAAGACGAGGAGGAGGAGGAGGAAGGCCUACUCUGGAACGAGGAAGAGGAGGAGGUGGUCAGAAAAGGAAAUGAGAACAUUUGGAAGCGCAGUAAAGUCACCAUCAUCUUACCAAACAACCUGACGCGGCAAGUGGCGGAGGAGGCCACCCUGGCCAGGGACUCAAGAAGCGGAGGCACGGAAGAUGACAAAGUGCAACUAAUGUUUGCUGUGUAUCGGAAUUCGAAACUUUUCCAAGACAACAGUUCCUUCCCCAAUCACACAGUGAGCGGCCACAUCAUCCAGGCCACGUACGGCGGCCGCAGCGUGGCGCACCUCGCACAUCCCGUCAGAAUCUACUUCAAGGUGCGCGGCGCCGAGAAUGAUUCCAAGUGCGUCUUUUGGGACUUCGGGAUGAACGAGGGGCGUGGUGGGUGGUCGACGGCGGGCUGCUGGAGCGGCGGGAGGCACGAGGACCACUGGUUGUGUCACUGCAGUCAUCUCACGUGCUUCGCGCAUCUCGUUAACUUCGACGAGAGCGCAAAAGUGCACGAGAGCAUCUUGACCGUCAUCAGUACGAUCGGCUGCCUGCUCUCCAUCGUUAGCCUCCUGCUGGUGUUGACGACUUUCUUAGUCUUCCAAAAAUGGCGUCGUCGCCUAAGCAACAAGAUCCUGGCUAACCUCGCCCUGGCCAUCUUGUGCAGUCUCGUCGUGUUCCUGACCGGCGUGGAGCAGACGCUGUACCCGCUGAUGUGCCGCGGCGUGGCCGUUGCCUUGCACUACUUCAUCCUGGCGUCCUUCGGCUGGAUGUUGGUGGAGGCGGUGCACCAGUACCUCAAGUUCGUGAAGGUGGUGGGCACGUACAUCCCGAGGUUCAUCUGGAAGGCAUCCGUGUGUGCUUGGGGCGUGCCCUUCGUGCCCAUCAUCGCCGUGCUGGUGUACGACAGCGCCCUCUAUGACAGUGAUCGUGAGGACAAAAUCUGCUGGAUGUCAAGCACGGCCUUCAGAUACGCCUUCGUGUCGCCCCUGGCCGCCACCAUGGCCGUCAACAUGGUGCUCUUUAUGCGCAUCAUCCACGCCGUGACGUGUGGCCGCGUGCGCGUCACCAGCACCCUGUCUGAGCGGCAGCUGCGCCUCACACAGCUACGCAUGGCCAUCAGCGUGUUCUUCCUGCUGGGCUUCACGUGGGUGUUCGGGCUGCUCUCCGCCUGGCGCCCCAGCGUGGUGUUCUCCUACCUGUUCUGCAUCAGCAACACCUUGCAAGGGUUCUUCAUCUUCCUGUUCCACGUGUUCCGGGAGCGUGAAGCGCGUAGGCUGUGGCGGGACUUCCUUUCGGUGAUAAGCAAGGGUUCCACCGCCUCGGAAGCCGCACCCUCGCUGCCCACUCCUAGGUACUCCGGUCAGCCGUCCCCCGCCCUCGACAACAGCAACAGCGUGAGUUACAACCACCAGGGCGAGGUGUGUUUCAACCCGCGCGGGCCCCGCCUGGGACACGGCGCGCGGCAGUGUACGCUCCACCCUCACCGUGGUCCACGCUCGCCCACUCCCGCGCCUCCACGCCCUCGAUGGACUGACGCGGCGCUGGGGGGGGCGGCGGCGGAGGCGUGGUAUUCAUGGAAGCAGUCAUCGUCACUAUCAUCAUCAUCAUCAUCAUCAUCAUCAUCAUAUUUAUACAAGUUUUCACCUCCUCCUCCUCCUCCUCCAUGCAUUGUGCCAAAAGGGAACUCAAAGGAAGGCAUUGCAGUGAUAUCCCUUUUAUUGUUCCCGCCAAUACAUCACGUGUGUUUGGGUGAGGGCGGUGUUCGGCGGAGCUGGGAGGAGCAGGGAGGGGUGCAAGGCUGUCCCGCCCACACCACCCCUCCCCACCCGGCCUGCCUGCUCACCCUCCACCUGCCCGCCUCGUGUACAUAGAAGUGUAAAUAAAUACUGCUUUUACUUGGAAAAAAAAAGAAAGAAAGAAAGAAAUUAGAAA